AGAAGUCAAGGCAAAAGACUCUAGUUCGUGAUUUGUCCGACAGUAGCCUCGAUAUUUUCCUAUAAAAAGAUCGAUUUGUUUCUCCAUCUCUAACUUUAGCCCAAGUAAAAGUGAACCUAACCUCAAAGUCGAUAAGUGUUAAAGUGUUACCAUUCCCAGAUGCUCAGUUAUACAUGUUUUGUAUGCUUUACAUUUGUUUUUAUAUGAUCACCUGUUUAUUAGUGUUAAAGCAACUACAACAUUUAAAAGUGAAGAAUUACUCAAACUUCGUAAUUACAAAACCAAGUAAUUGAGGCAAUUUUUAUAGUUCGUACACCAAGACUAUAUAGUAAUGUGCAGUGUAGGUGACGAUUUAUUUGACGAUAAUGGAUUAAUGUCCACAAUUGAAGUGUCAAGAUCAAAGACCUGCAAUAAGUGCAAAACUGCUGAAACACACUUGGUACUACGAAACAAAGAUGCCUACUGUAAAAGCUGCUUUCUGGAGAAUGUCACCCAUAAAUUCAAAUCGACGUUGGGAAAGUCUAGGCUAAUAAGGCCAGGAAAUAGAGUGCUGUUUCUGUAUGAAGACAAUGAGGCUAGUACAGCACUUUUACACAUGGUGCGGGAUGGGCUGAAUUUGAAUACACCUAAAAAACUUAACUUUUGCCCUGUGAUUGUAUUUAUAGAAGAUCUAUAUCAUUUGACAAUUGAAGAAAGGCACAAUGUGAUUGAGCAGGCAAACAAAGUCAUUGGAGAAUUCCAUUUUGACUUGUUCUUGGUGUCACUAGCACAAUAUGCCGGUAACACUGGAAGUAUUGAUAAACUUAUUUGCCAAGCCUCAGAGGUGUUACCUAUUUCUGAAAAUGAUGAACAUGAAUUAUUUAGGAAUGUUCAACCAAAUACCUCAGUUACCAAUAAGAAAGAGCUGAUAAGUAUUCUUAAGAGAAAUCUGCUAAUAGAAGUAGCAAAGCAUCUGGAUUGUAAAUUUAUAUUUACAAACGAAAUUUCACAGGAUAUUGCAAUUAAUUUAUUAACGAAUGUGUCAUUGGCCUGUGGAAACAGAAUACCCAUUGAGGCAGGUUUUUGUGAUGACAUAGACAGCCAAGUGAAAAUUUUGAGGCCGCUAUAUCUAUUUGAUUCCAAGGAAAUUGAAUUCUAUACUAAAUAUAACAAUAUCAACUACACACAUUCAAGGAAUGAGGAAACUAAUCCAUAUUCUAGCAUCCAGACAUUAUUAGAGAAGUUUGUGGUUGAUCUACAAGCCAAUUUUCCUGCUACUAUCAACACUAUUCUGAAAAUUGGAGACAAGUUAGAUAUUGUCAAAGGAGAUAUAAGCUGUCAGCUAUGCAAGAUCCCCAUAUGCGAACAAUCUUCCCAGCUGACAUCUGAGGAGUCCACAAGAUUUUCAAGUCUAGUUUCGACCAGUAAAAUUGAUCUUGCUGAUCCAGAUCUUUCGAAUAAAUUUGCACCAAUAAAUGGAAAAGCUUAUUGCUUCUCAUGUGAUGAACUAUCAAAAUGUUUAUUAAAGAGAUGAAAUAUAUUUAUGUAAAUUUGUUUUCCAUACAGACCUUUUGUUUGAACACAAAAUAAAAUAAUAAUAACGCCACCAAGUAGCAUAGGUUGACGCAUUCAAU
This is a messenger RNA of Acanthoscelides obtectus, 1613 nucleotides long. The record is from the annotation of a GenBank genome assembly. Lineage: Eukaryota; Metazoa; Arthropoda; Insecta; Coleoptera; Chrysomelidae.